AUAUACUCGUCAAGACUCCAGUCCUGUUGUUGAGGCCGAGUCUGGUGUAAGAGCAGCUGAGACCGCACGCUACAACUCUCACGCCGUCUCUCCGUGACCCCGCGACUACUACAACUACAUCAUCAUCAUCACUUACACAAUCCAACAACAACAGCAACAGCAUCGUCAUCAUGCCUGCCAACGAUAGCCAAGACGUGUCCGUGCAGCACGCUGCCCAGCACGGGAAGACGCUCGGACUCGGCAAUGAACUGUCUGACAUGCUGAAGGUUGGGACCAAAGACUCCCACACAUUGGCCGAGAACACCCACUUCGUGAAGGAGUUCCUGCAGGGCCGGAUCCGCCGGGACCUCUUCGAGCACAUGACGGUGGCGCUGUACCACGUGUACACGGCGCUGGAGGAGGAGAUGGAGAGGAACAAGGGCCACGUCGCGUUCGCUCCGCUCCACUUCCCGCUCGAGCUCAGCCGCAAGGCUGCGCUCGAGAAGGACCUGCACUUCUUCUACGGCCCGCAGUGGCAGAAGAAGGCCGCCCGCUCCGACGCCGUCGACAGGUACGUGGAGCGCAUCCGGUGGAUCGGGGAGCACGAGCCGGAGCUGCUGGUGGCCCACGCCUACACGCGCUACAUGGGCGACCUCUCGGGCGGCCAGGUCCUCAAGAAGGUGGCGCAGCGUGCCCUGCACCUGCCCGCCAGCGGCGAGGGCCUCGAGUUCUACACCUUCGACAACGUCACCAACGCCGGCAAGUUCAAGCAGCUGUACCGCUCGCGCAUGAACAGCCUGGAGCUGGACGCCAAGACCAUGGGGCGCGUCGUGGAGGAGGCCAACAGAGCUUUCCGGAUGAACAUGGAGGUGUUUAAAGAGCUCGAUGCCAUCAGAGAGCUGACGCCAGAUGAGAAGAAGAGUGGCCCCUCCAAUGCAGCUCCACCACUUCUGAAUGGCAUGUGCUCCUUCCACAAGGAGGCCACCCAGGCCCCCGGCGUGUCGCUGCUGUCUCGCGGGAACGUAGUGGCUGCGAUCGCGUGCGCUGUCGCGGUCGCCGUCGUGUGCAUCCAGUUUCUGAUGUGAGACCCGCACGACGCUCGCAAUGAGGAUGGCUGCCUGGUGGUACGGGGGAGGGGGGGUGGGGGGGGGCGUGGGGAGGGGUGGGGACUGAAUCGACGGCGCAGGGAAACACGGUCAUGAAAAUUUGAUAGCAAGAAAUUUGGAAGAUCAUUUACGGCCGCUUUGUCAUGUCCGCUGCUGGAUAAAGGCUUUCCCGAGCUGUGUGGGGGGAUGUUUGACCAUACUUCACCGCAUUGAUCAGUGUGGGUUGAGUGAGUGAAGGAUUUGCCGGAGAGGCGUGAGGUGCUGAGCGGCGGCGAAAACGGUUCAGAUAUCACUCGCAUCACUCGCCAAACUGAUGUAAGCAGUGGCCUGGAAUCGAACUCAGGUACCGGGGGUUGAUAUCACUGAUAAGAGUUAUGGUUUCCCAUCGUAAAACUUGAGAAAUAAAAUCAGCAUAUUAACUUUUAAGUAUUUAGUAUGUCACAAAAAGCAUUGUGCAAUAUGCCACAUUUUGUAAUGGCAAUUAAUCCGUACAUUUCAGAAGAGGUGCGGAAAAUACCUCCGGCUUCUGUGUUUCUUCUUUAGACUCCGUGACGGAGACUUUGAUAGGAUUUUAAGCACCUUUGAAAAAUAAGUAAAACAAAUUUAAGACAUUUUUUUAAUCGCAUCACGUUACUUUAUGUGCUGAAUAAAAAAUACUGACCAACCUUUCUUAAUACCUCAAUCAUACUAUUUUUGAUCUCAGAAUACAAGCAGUCGAAUUUUUGGUGAAAAUUGUGAAAAUUGCCUACAUAUCCCUUUAACUUAAGAUUUUAAAGUAUCAAUAUUUACUCUAAAAUGCAACGCCAUACUGAAAAACAGAAAGUGUUUUAAAUUAUUUGCAGUGACUGUCAACACUGGUUUGUAAUUUUUUUUUUAUUAUAAACCAUAGGUGUUUUAUAAUAGAGACAAAUAAUAGUCUGGCAUCUUACUUGACUAUACUAGACCCGGUCCAUACUGGACAUCUGUGAAAAAGAGCUUCAUAGCUCAUCGGAUUCCUCCAGUCGAAAUGCAAACCGACAUAGAGCAGUGAGGCCCCAACCUGUGAUCUGUGAACAACUGCUCAUGCCCACCAUAGUCUGGCAGUAGGUAGCGGAAACAUUUGCGGAUACGAUGUUUUUUUGACGAAACAUUCACCAUGGAAAACAUUCUUUCCAGGGUUGACUCUUGUCUUCGGGUCCAGAAAACGUUUGGGAAUGACUUUUGAUAGAGAAAGACGCAAGUGUAAGUUACUGACAACUGCGAUGUGACAUUUGAUAUUAUUCGAGUCUCCGUGAGUCGGCGGACGAGAUGAACACUGUUUUGGCCCUACCUGUAUUAAUGUGCACGCGACAGGAAAUGGUCAAUCGAUUAAUCGUGCCGGAUUAUUUCGUUCAAGCAUCCCGAACACAACGUAUACACGGCAGUAGCCUUUGACAUAAACUCUCAUGGACUCCCUUCCACUUUAGUUACUCGAGGUGCCCAAAGAAUAGCAACAACCAGACACCAUCGUUCAAGCAAGCCACUACUUGUGCAAAUUAUUGUUAGCUGUUAUAUUACUGUACUAUUUUACCAAUAGGUGCAAUGCCUCUGUGUUACAGACACUAAAGGCCGAACUCUUGUGUUGGCAGGAAGCAUUCUAACAAAUUUAUUGGAUGAAAAUAGAGAGUAUUUAGAAAAUAACAUUGCAUUGAGUACCUCUGAAUCAGGCAUAGUUUUUGGAAAUCCACUGCUGGAUGAAAGCCUCCCAACACCACAUAGUUUAUGGGGUUUCUUUGGC
Petromyzon marinus (sea lamprey) is the source of this 2841-nucleotide messenger RNA. Its product is annotated as heme oxygenase 2-like. The record is from RefSeq and is a predicted model, not a curated record. Gene Ontology annotation, biological process: heme oxidation; response to oxidative stress; heme catabolic process. Lineage: Eukaryota; Metazoa; Chordata; Hyperoartia; Petromyzontiformes; Petromyzontidae. Gene Ontology annotation, molecular function: heme binding; heme oxygenase (decyclizing) activity.